AUGAUGGAUGACGCAGAUGAAGACGAAAGUGACGGGGACGGCGACAUCAUACCGAAGCCAGAGCUGAUGUCUGCCAACCAAACUCUCCACGAGGACCUCAUGCGGCUGAAACAUGAGCAAAGGCGGCACAGAAACCGCAAGACGACAGCGACCGAGGAGGAUAUCCAGAACAUGGAUGACAUGGAUGAGGGAGCCAGUGACAAGGAGUUGCAAUUCAAAGUCGCCGAAUUGGAGUCAGAGAGGAGACAGCUGCAGAGGGAGCUCUUCGAAAGCCAGGAGAAGGCCAGGGGGAGUACGGACUUCGAGGUGCACCGCAACUGGCUGUCCAUUACACAUAGCCUGCCCAUUUCUGAGUGGUAUUUCGAGGCAACCUCGCCCUGGACUCUGGACUAUCCCCCGGCUUUCGCCUAUUUCGAAUGGCUGCUUUCCCAAGUUGCCGUGCUCUUUGACCCCGCAAUGCUCCAAGUAAACAACUUGGAGUAUGCCAGCUGGGCAACAAUCCAAUUCCAGCGGCACUCCGUGAUUGCAGCUGACCUUCUCCUCAUGGUUGGAGGUCUGGCAUUGGGUGGCCCAGAGACGGCAGCUGCCUUGUUAUGGAAUUCGGCCCUGAUUUUGGUGGACCACAUUCACUUUCAGUAUAAUGGGAUGAUGCUGGGCUUGUUGCUGCUAUCUGUGACGGCGGUUGAGAGUGGGCGCACAUACCUGGGAGCAUUUCUCUUUUGCACGCUUCUCUGUAUGAAGCACAUCUUCUUGUAUGUCGGUCCUGUCUACUUCAUAUACCUCCUCCGCAGUCAUUGCGGUGCGUGCUUCCAACCCCCUCGACUUUUUAUCUGGCCGUUGAUGAAGCUUGCCACUACUGUUGUUGGAACCUUUCUGGUGCUUCUGAGCCCAUUCCUGAGCCUGGCACAGCUCCAGCAGAUUGGGCAACGGUUAUUUCCAUUCGGCCGCGGCUUGACUCAUGCAUACUGGGCUCCCAACUGUUGGGCUCUUUACAAUACACUCGACCGCGUUCUUGCCAAAGUCAUGGGCAAGUCCUCGGGCUCUUCAUCAACCGCGGGUUUUGCGGAGGUCUAUGAGUCUGCUGUGCUCUGGACAAUUCCGCCGCGUGUAACGUUUCUCCUCACGCUUCUGGCUUACUGCCCGUUGAUAUUGGCCAUUUGGACUAGAACGGGGCCUGCCCCAUUGCCGGCUGUGGCCGACAAGGGCAGCUUCGCAACAUACGUUGCGUUGGGUUCUGCAGUGGCUUUUGCCUUCGGCUGGCACGUGCAUGAGAAGGCCAUUCUGAUGGUGACGAUCCCCCUCCUGGCUGCUUGCACCUCUGGUCGUCCAUCAAACUCGCUCGUGUCCUCAUAUUUGGUUCUCUCCUUUGUGGCUUCUUUCUCGGUGAUGCCCUUGCUGCCAAACGAGCCCUUGGAGACUGGUUUGAAGUGGAUUCUGUUGUUAGCUGGUGGCCUCGUGGAAGUGCAGCUUCUCGGUGGAAGCAGGUUGCUAGGCAUGCGGACCUUGCCAUGGAUCCUCCUGGCAGCCUUCUUUGCUCUUCUCGGGGCCUACCGUGACCUUGGUGGACACAGACUGCUCUUCAGGGACAGGAUGGAAUUCCUUCCUCUGUUGCUGACGUCCGAUUUUUCUGCAGUGCUGGUGCUUGGAGCCUUCGGCAACGUCUUCAGCAUGUUGCGCUCCGGAAGCAACGGCAGCCGUAACAAGCAGCAUAGUGCCUGA
Messenger RNA from Symbiodinium pilosum, 1719 nucleotides. NCBI's taxonomy places the organism in Eukaryota, Dinophyceae, Suessiales, Symbiodiniaceae. The record is from the annotation of a GenBank genome assembly.